Molecule: messenger RNA, 502 nt
Organism: Homarus americanus (American lobster)
Lineage: Eukaryota; Metazoa; Arthropoda; Malacostraca; Decapoda; Nephropidae
Product: sodium-dependent dopamine transporter-like
Exons: 3
Coding region: 62-502 (146 amino acids)
Biological process (GO): sodium ion transmembrane transport
Cellular component (GO): membrane
Source: RefSeq, a predicted model, not a curated record
UACAGUGGUGGGUGCCCUGCACACUGACGAGGGGCGAGCUAUCAACCUGCAGCUGGCGCUGAUGCAGGGCUUCCUGUGGUUGGGUUUGCUCUUCCUGGUGUCACUGGGGAAGGCGUGGAGAGACGGUGUGUUCUCCAAGGUGUGGUCUCUGGUCACCAUAUGUGGUCUCAUUGUCCUAAUGGUUAACGGGCUGGAGAUGGAUCAGAGUGACCUCGGUCUCCAGUUCGUCUUCAACUGGAGUAGUAGUGACCUCGGCCGACCCGACAUCUGGCUCGACGCGUUCGGACAGGUGAUGUGGAGUCUGGGACCAACCUUGGGGCUAGUCAUCUCUCGGGCCAGCUACAAGCGAUUCAGGGACAGGAUCCGUAUGGACGCAUACACAGCGGUGACGGCCAACUUGCUGGUGGCUAUGGUGCUGUGCCUAGCUGUCUUCCCCUACCAGGGCUUGCUUUCACCCUCCACCCACAUUGACAAGAGUGAGUACCAGUGUGAUCAAAUAUAG